AUGGCCUCCCAGAACCGCAACCCAGCUGCCGCCAGCGUCGCCGCCGCCAGCAAAGGAGCCGAGCCCAGCGGGGGUGCCGCCCGGGGCCCCGUGGGCAAGAGGCUACAGCAGGAGCUGAUGACCCUCAUGAUGUCUGGUGACAAAGGCAUCUCUGCCUUCCCUGAAUCCGACAACCUUUUCAAAUGGGUGGGGACAAUCCAUGGGGCAGCAGGCACAGUUUAUGAAGACCUGAGGUAUAAGCUCUUGCUGGAGUUCCCCAGUGGCUACCCUUACAACGCGCCCACGGUGAAGUUCCUCACACCCUGCUACCACCCCAACGUGGACACCCAGGGAAAUAUCUGCCUGGACAUCCUGAAGGACAAGUGGUCUGCCCUGUAUGAUGUCAGGACCAUCCUGCUGUCCAUCCAGAGCCUGCUAGGAGAACCAAACAUUGAUAGUCCUUUGAACACGCAUGCUGCCGAGCUCUGGAAAAACCCCACAGCCUUUAAGAAGUAUCUGCAAGAAACCUACUCGAAGCAGGUCUCCAGCCAAGAUCCCUGACUGUCCAGCCUCUCUCUUUGUGUUGUCUUUUUAUUUUCUCCUUAGAUAGUCUUUCUCUUCAUUUCUGUCUAGGACUCUGUAUCUUAAGCUGUGGUGUCAUUUUUGUUUUGUUUCUGUUUUUUAAAUUAAGUCUCUGGUUGAGCCCUUGUGACAAAUAUAUUAAAUAAAUA
Molecule: messenger RNA, 710 nt
Organism: Zalophus californianus (California sea lion)
Lineage: Eukaryota; Metazoa; Chordata; Mammalia; Carnivora; Otariidae
Product: ubiquitin-conjugating enzyme E2 C-like
Exons: 1
Coding region: 1-540 (179 amino acids)
Source: RefSeq, a predicted model, not a curated record